AUGCAUUUAACACAGAAAAUUAUUAACGGACAUUCUACCAAGAUAAUUUUUACAGAAGGAAAAAGGGGAAAAAAGGAUGUACAUAGCGUCCUUCCUGCAUGUGUUUACAUACGGUAUAACCUACAUAUGAGAUAUAAAAUGUCCACAUACGAAUUACUCCUGUGUACAAUUCUAAACUUUAGUGAAAAAGAAAUUAGAAAUUGCACCAUGGAAACCGGGCUAACACCGGUUGUCCCAACAGACCUUUCCGUAAUUAACAUGAACAUAGCAAUAUGUUGCGAAUAUGUAAAGGUAACUACUCCUUUAGACAGGAAAGGUAAGGAACAAUAUUGA
Plasmodium fragile is the source of this 333-nucleotide messenger RNA. RefSeq lists its product as uncharacterized. The transcript is spliced from 2 exons. The record is from RefSeq and is a predicted model, not a curated record. NCBI's taxonomy places the organism in Eukaryota, Apicomplexa, Aconoidasida, Haemosporida, Plasmodiidae. Bases 1 to 333 code for a protein of 110 amino acids.